GCCUCUCUACAAACUCCCCGCAAUAGCAAAAGCCUCUUGUACUCUAAGAUCACAUCCCUAAAAAGGGACAGAAAAUCCGUCGAUUCGACAGAAAUUCAAUUCGUCAUGGUGAACGUCUUAGUUCUAGGAGGGCACGGUAAAAUCGCCCAAAUAAUCUCUAAAAUCCUGGCGCAGAAAGGGCACCAAAUCACCUCUGUCAUCCGUGACCCAUCCCAAUCCUCUAUGGUUGAAUCUCUCCAGAGAAACGUUGCCCCGCUAGUCUCCUCCCUGGAAGAAUCCACUCCAUCCAGCAUUCGAAAAGAGAUGGAGAACAUCAAUUGGGUCGUCUGGUCCGCCGGUGCUGGGGGUAAAGGUGGUCCUCAAAGGACCAAAGCCGUUGACGAGAUCGCCGCGAAGAAGUACAUCGAUGCAGCAGUGGAGACUCCGUCCGUCGAUACAUUUUUAAUGGUGUCAGCUUCGGUCGCGAGAAGGGUGUCGGCAAGUUGGUGGGAUGAGAGUGGUGUUGAAACUUAUAAGGGCGGCUGGGAUACUAUUGGGGCAUAUUGUGAGGCCAAGACUGCCGCUGAUGAGUAUCUAUACGAGGUUGGGAGGAAGUGGGGGAUUAGGGAUAUCUGCCUCAGGCCCGGGAGGUUAAGUGAUGACCCAGCGACCGGGUUGGUAUCCCUGGGGAGGUGUAAAGCUACUGGAGAAGUUGCGAGGGGGGAUGUGGCCGACGUAGCGGUUAGGCUCUUGGAGAGCGAUGUCGUUGGGGGAUUGUGGAUUGAUAUGAUUGGUGGGGAUAAGAAGGUUGAGGAGGAAGUAUCAAGAGUUGUUCGGGAUAAGGUCACUGCGAAGGAGUGAUAAAAUUGGGUAGCGCGCUUGAGCAAGCUUUACCCCUACUUCCCUCACGGACAUUUUCGACGUAGAUUACCGCCAUUAGGGGCUAUUUAAAGGCUUAGACUAA
Molecule: messenger RNA, 943 nt
Organism: Tuber melanosporum (Perigord truffle)
Lineage: Eukaryota; Fungi; Ascomycota; Pezizomycetes; Pezizales; Tuberaceae
Exons: 2
Coding region: 106-840 (244 amino acids)
Source: RefSeq, a predicted model, not a curated record